Messenger RNA from Dentiscutata heterogama, 659 nucleotides. The record is from the annotation of a GenBank genome assembly. NCBI's taxonomy places the organism in Eukaryota, Fungi, Glomeromycota, Glomeromycetes, Diversisporales, Gigasporaceae.
GAAAAAUCCCAGUAAAAGCAUUAAUCGAUACAACAUCUAAAUCCAAUACUAUUAGCAGGCGCUUGUAUAAUAAGCUUGAGUCUGAUCACGGAUUAGAAGGUCUACUCGAUAAAGAUAUAAUAGGCGAAGAAAUAAAAGGCCUAGAUUUACAAUUCCAUUAUAAAGGAAAGUGGCAGGGCUUAGGUAAUACUGAAGUAAUAGACUUCCAAAUUCGCAAAAAUCCAUCGUUUGAUCUGGUGCUGGGACAAGACUGGUUAUGGAUGCGUGAAGCAAAAAUAAGCUUUGAAUAUUCCCCCAAAACUUAUACCUGUCAUGCUAGAAUUGUAAUAGAUGGUAUGAGUAUCCUAUUAAUUAAAGAAAAUAAGACCAGCUCCGUUAAAAAUAACUUAUCUAAUUCAACGGAGUCUAAAUAUGGUCUAACUUCAGAGGAGGUCGCGAAUACAAUCAAGAAAAUUCUCUCAGGUGCCCAAUAUAUUAAACACCAAAAGAGCCAUCACGGAAUAUUUCACAAUAUACCUCCCGUACUUCCAACACCCAGAAGAUUAAAUGAUGAUGUUUCCAAAAAUAGCGGAGCUGGUAAGAUUAAGAAAUAUCCCAAGAUAGAUUUAGGCGAUGGAUAUGGAAAUCUUUCAAUCAAAACGUACCUCAAUAAUAUUUAG